Molecule: messenger RNA, 3731 nt
Organism: Symsagittifera roscoffensis
Lineage: Eukaryota; Metazoa; Xenacoelomorpha; Acoela; Convolutidae
Exons: 2
Coding region: 41-3382 (1113 amino acids)
Source: RefSeq, a predicted model, not a curated record
UUUGUUUUUGGAUCAAUUCAUACCAUACCGACUUGCAAAGAUGCGUGUCUUCGUCACUUUUGAGGGCAAGAAAUCUCGUUGCCUUGAGCACGUCUGUCACUGCAUUCAUGUCGAUGUUCAAGACAUGAAAACGGUUUACGACUUUUUGGUCCACUUGAAGAGAAAGUUUAAAUUAAAGGACCAUUACUACCUCUGUCUGACAUUGAAAGAAUACUUCAUUGCUGAUUGUGAAAACAUUCGAGUUUUGCAGGAUAACGACUUUGUUCAGGUUCGGGUUUCGAAGCUAAAUGAAAGAAUAAGUCCCUACCCGGAAUUGAAAGAUAAACGUCAUGCUUGUAACGAUACGGUUAUCAGUUCGCAGGAAAACAUGUCUCAAGAAACUGUGAUGGAAACUGAAAAUUUUGACCAAAAUAGUGAAACUUUGAAAGCAGUUUCAACUGAAUGUGCAGUUACUAACUCGCAAGAGGAAAAUAAUAUCAGCCUUAAUCAGAAUAACACUAUUGAUAGUGUUAGUCAAAGUAGCCAGAUUACCAUUAAUGUUCCAGUUGGAUCAUCGACUCCGUCAACAGCCAGACCGGCUAACUUUUUUCUUCCCAGGAAGUUCCAGCUGAAACCGGUUGCGCCCAGGGCUAAAAUAAACAUGGGAAGUAUGGCAUUGUCGUCGAAUGAUCUGAACAGCCGAAAAGAUAGAAUAGAGGAUGGUAGUCUUAAACCUUACGAUAGAGGGAAUGAGCGAAACCAGAAACAAGUUAAUUAUAAUUAUUCGAGUGAGUUUAAAAAUCGAAGAGCAGAUAGUUUUACGAAGUGGUAUCAGGAAAAAUUGAACGACGAAGAUCCGGAUUUUUCUCCAACUAGGAAAGCGAAUGUUUCCGAGAGAAGCGAGCGAAGGGUGGCGACGAGAAGCCAAAAGAAUUCAGAAGAAGUUUCUAAAAUUGCCGAGGUGAAUGAGUCAUCGUAUUCAACCAGGUCUAAAACGACCGACAAUUCUAAGCCAAAAAUGAUAAAUUUUGUUAAAGAAGUCGAAACAAGUCGUUGUUCUGAAAAUGAAAUACAACCCCAAAAAGAUGAUGCAAAAACUGUAAACAAUGGAGAAAAUGUGAGUAAUUACGAUUUGAGAGAUAGAACCACAUCUAAAUUGUACCCAAAAUACAAGGAAAUAAAGAAAGGUCACAUUAAGUUUGACGACGACGAGGAUAUACCUGAAAUUUCUUUAGGUUGUAGUGAAACUGAACAAUCAAUGGAAACUUCUUUACCUAAAGUGGACUACACACCAAUUGAGAAGCCAGUUUAUGUAGAACCACCUCUACUUGUGAACCCGAAUGCAACUUACGAGAUCCACAAUGUCAAGACCAAAACAGUCGGAGAAAGUCAGACAUCAAAAGCGAGGUUCACUCGAACGAAGAUUAUAGACAGUGUGAUUGAUGCGUAUAAUAAGAAAAUGGACGCGGCGCUUGGUGGAAAUGAUGAAGACAAAGACGAAGAUGAUGAUGGUGAUAACGAUGAUACUGCUGAAAAUGAGACGAAUGAAACAGUGUUAGCUUUGCGAAAUCAGAAAGUACGAUCUUCGAUUGAACCUAAACCAAGUACUGUGUCCGAAAAUGCACUUAAAUCGAAUUCUGUCUCAAAAGUUUUGGAAAAUAAACUUGCCAAAGCUAAAACCAGCCAGAAAACAGACAGGCGAGCAAGCAUUGAAAGCUCAUCAGAAGACGAACGUGUUCAGAAACCGACCAAAAGUCCUCUUCUAAAGCCGGCUCCAGGAUUGAACAUUGUUUCUGUAGUUUCUCAACUGAACAAAGAGCUCUUUGCCAGUUCUCCGGUGCAAAAGACAGUAGUCCCGCAGUCUAAUCCAGGUCAACGGGAUGUGAACGAUAAUUUGAGCUCAAAAUUAAGCCAGAUUGAUAAAGCGUCAAUUAGUCAGACAUCUGCGGAGAGUUUGAAUGAAAAUGACGUAAAUUUCGUUGAAAAUACCUCCCAUGUUUCAAGUGUCACAACUGAAAGUGUUGAAGAAAUGCUGCAAAGGUCGAAAGAGUUCGUUGCUAAACGACAAUCAAACCUUCAAUUGAGCACAACUGAUGAUAGUGAUGGCGCUGUACACCAGCAGAAACCGCAAAAACAGUUCAGUUUAGAACCAAGCGAAGAGGGAUCAAAGAAGCGGAAGGCUUCGGAGGACUCGGAUAUUGAGGUAGUGCAGCCGAAGAUUCAAGAUCCAGUUACUGAAACGAGUUCAACCUUGUCUGAUAUCAAGAGGGUGAAAUUGGAUAUUUCCGAUGACGAAAAUGCAGCAGAGUCGGAAUAUUCUGAUUCUGGAGAUACUUCAAGUGAUGAAGAUGAAAAAGAAACAACCGGACAAACUGUAAAAGAGGUUAACUUUUCAAUUGGCAGCUCGUCAAAAAGCAGUACUGCAACAAAAGUCUCAAUACAAUCACUUAACGCAGCAAUCAAAAGGUCAUCGCCUCCUGUGAUUGCAAGUAUUAAAACUCCUUCAAAUGAAGCCAAUAGUGUUAAAGGCAGCAACGCUUCGAUUUCAUUGCCAAAUGGAACUCAUAAAAUUGUGACUACAAAUGGGCAUUCGACUACCUCUGUUACUAACCGAGGUUCAGGUUUUUGGGCGAAGUCUGGUAAAAAGCCGAAUGAAGAUAGUUCCUCGGAUGAAAGCACGAGCGAGGACGAAGCGGAGAUCAAAGCGAACAUCAGACGAACGAAUGUGCCGACUGUGAACAAAUCGUUAGGAGGUCACAAUAGUUCGUUUGGAGCUGUAUGGUCUCCGAAAACUAUGAUGAACGGGAGUAGAACCAACAGCAUGAUUGAGACGGGAAGCCCAGCUAUGCCCACAUCCUUUCCGAAGGCCAGGCCGAAUAAAUCGUGGAGUGCACGUGAACCUCAAACAAACAGAUCAGAGAUCCAUUUAAGAGAAGAACUCAUCUGCAACGGACAAGUGGGUCCCAAGGAACCAGAGCCCGAAAUUGAAGUUGUUGACAUUACUGAAACAAGUUCGAUUAACAUGACUGCGAAACCAGGUAGUCUCGAGAUGGUACAAAAACUGGUUCCGGUUGUGGGAUCCAAAAUAAGUUUUCGAGUGGUCGACUUGAACGAAAACUUCAGGCCGGAGUUGAUAGACAUUUGUGGAAAUGUUUUAGAAGUUGACACUGAAAAUGAUGUUAUUAAAGUUUCAGUUGUGAAGUCAAAAGACGUUGAUCUUGAUUGCGAUAAACUGUCAAAAAGAGCUUCAAUUUUACAGGAAAGUAUAAACGGGGCAAAUGAAAAUGAAACGGAAGAUGAAAAUGAAAAUGAAGAAGCUGAGAACGAGAAAGAAGAAAUAAAAGAGUACAUUAUCAGUCAGUUAUCACAAAUCAAGGUUUUAGAAGCAGAAACCGAAUCCUAAUUCUUUUGAGGAUUCGCAAAUAGACUGUUAACUAGAAAGAUUCAUAGAACUGAGUUUAUAGUUAGCCCUUAUUCUUUGCCCAUAUUUCCAUCCACUCAAAGUGGAAAAUAUUAACUGAAAGAGUGAAAAUCAGCUUGGUUAUUGUUUUUCUCUUAGUUUCAAUAUGCUUUGACCGACGAAUUUCUUUUUGGGCCGUGGGUUCUAAUCCCGCUUUGACCACGGUUGGAGGAGUCCCAGCGUCAUUCGCCUCCUCAAGGUGAGGGUGGCUACGGCAAAAUGGAUGACAUCUCUCUCUCCCCGCGGAAAAAAUGCCCAGGUUGAAUGGUUGGAGCUGGGCUGGGGGCUAAUA